AUGACCGGGGAACGCGUCCCUACCAAGAGGGAGUUCCUCAGCUUAGUGAUGUCCACGUUUGACCCGAUUGGGUUCCUGAGCUGUUACAUGGUAACCGGCAAGCUACUUAUGCGAGAGAUUUGGCGGAAAGGAGUCACAUGGGACGAGCCGUUGCCAGGCGAGCUAGCCACGACGUUCGAGAGCUGGCGGCAAGAGAUGAGCUACGUGAGAGAGUUCCGAUGUCACGUUACUACUUUGGUACUGGGCGAGUACGAGCACUUCAGCUGCACGUUUUCGUGGACUCCAGCCAGACGGCGUUCGCUGCGACGGCGUAUAUUCCAAGACGAAAUGUGCUCCGAUGAGGACAAUGUCAGUCCCGACAUUGGAACUACAGGCGGCCGUGUUGGGAACACGACUGAUGAACGAUUGCUGCACUGGAUAAGCAGCGCUCACCGACGGUAUAAGCAAUUUGUAGUAGUAGUAUCCCAAUGGAGAUGGCUACCAACUGCCGAAAACGUGGCCGACGAUGCAACCAGGCCGCAACGCCAUGUGGACCUCAGUCAAGGGUCACGAUGGCUACGCGGGCCGACGGUCCUACGGGAACCGGAAGAGAAUUGGCCGAAGAGUUCCCCGAGCAGUAGUGGCUACACCAGAGCCACCCACGAGGAAGAGAUGCCAUGCGUGUUUGCGUUAAUGACUACAAACGGAUCCGUUAUAUCUUUCAAGAGAUUCUCGAACAACAACCGGCUGGUAAGGACCACGGCUUGGGUCCUUAGAUUCGUCCGACGAUGUCGCGGCCAGGAUAGCGACAGCGAGAAGUAUGGACUCACGGCUAACGAAUGCGCCAACGCGGAGCGCAUAUUGAUCCGGCAAGCGCAAAGUGAAGCGUUCUCUGGAGAGGAGAGGGACAGGACAGGAAAGAUUCCGAAAGAAGGCAGCCAACUGCGAGGGCUCUUCCCGUAUUUCGACGACUACGGAGUCAUGCGUGCAAGGGGAAGAAGCGACGCCGCUGCAUGUGUGCCAUAUAGCGCCCGGCGCCCUAUAAUACUAUCCCAUCGACACACGCUGGCGGCGAUGGUAGUACACCUCUAUCAUGAGAAGAUGGAGCAUCAGAACCAGGAUGCGACCAUAGGCGAGAUACGGAAGAACUUCUGGAUAACGAGCUUUCGAAGGUUGCUACGAAAGGUGAGGACCGACUGGAAUGGAUGGCCAUUCAAGUACACGGGCCUGGAUUAUUUUGGACCGUUGCACGAGACAGUUGGACGUCGCGUCGAGAAAAGAUUCCUGCGUCAUCGCCAUGAGGAACUUCAUGAGCCGGCGAGGACCGGUGGUGAAGAUGGGAAGCGACAAUGGGAAAAACUUCGUUGGAGCUCAUCGAGAAGCCAGAAGAUUCAACGAGGUUUUCGAGCCAGAAAGGAUCCAGGGCAGGGAGCUGGCUCCCAUGGAACACGUUCUGGAUCGAACCUGUUGAUCGAGGCGGAGAACAUAGUUAAUUCCCGCCCACUAACGCAUCUGCCAGUCACAGUGGACCAGGAGGCUCCACUGACUCCCAACGACUUGCUAAAGGGAGUACCCAAUCUGCCGGACCUACCGGAAGACAAUGGACAGCCGUUGGAGAGGUGCGCCACGAAAAAGCAGUGGCGUCUGGCCAGGAUGAUGAGAGACCGCUUCUGGAAGCGAUGGGUGCAUUAG
Molecule: messenger RNA, 1671 nt
Organism: Drosophila ananassae
Lineage: Eukaryota; Metazoa; Arthropoda; Insecta; Diptera; Drosophilidae
Exons: 4
Coding region: 1-1671 (556 amino acids)
Source: RefSeq, a predicted model, not a curated record